Molecule: messenger RNA, 7754 nt
Organism: Pristis pectinata (smalltooth sawfish)
Lineage: Eukaryota; Metazoa; Chordata; Chondrichthyes; Rhinopristiformes; Pristidae
Product: dual specificity protein phosphatase 8-like
Exons: 7
Coding region: 411-2411 (666 amino acids)
Biological process (GO): negative regulation of MAPK cascade; protein dephosphorylation
Cellular component (GO): cytoplasm
Molecular function (GO): MAP kinase tyrosine/serine/threonine phosphatase activity; protein tyrosine/threonine phosphatase activity
Source: RefSeq, a predicted model, not a curated record
GACUUCAUCUCCAGUUCAUUCCUAGUUAUGUUGCACCUUCUGUUUUGCUAUUCCUAAUGGCCAACUCGCAGGCAGCCAAUCCGAGAAAAACAGCAGCUUGCGGCAGCCCGGAGUGUUUUUUAAAAUAAUUUCAUUUUGCAUUUCUUUCUUCCUUCAUUUCUGUUUUUUUUGCAAAAUAAAAAAAAAUCAGGCGAGUGAAAUUGCAAGGAUUGUCUAUGGAAAAAUAAAAAGGGGAACUCCCGGAAGUGAAGAAGGAUGAAGCAGCUGAGAGCAGUGAGCAGGAGUGGCUGGCCUUUGGCACAGCAGUAACAUUUCGACCAUCUUACCUCCUCGUGAAGGCCCUCCUCUCUUCUUUUGAUCUGGAGGUGGGGCGAGAGGGAGCUCUUUCUUCCUGAAGAUCUCGGCCAACAAUGGCAGGGGAGAAAGCCAAGCCCAAAGUGAUCGAUGCCCAGAAGCUAGCCAGCCUCCUGCAGAACGGCGUCGAGGGCACUCUGGUGAUUGACAGCCGCUCGUUUGUGGAAUACAACGCCUCCCACGUGCUGAACUCGGUGAACAUCUGCUGCUCGAAGCUGGUGAAGCGGCGGCUGCAGCAGGACAAGUUCUCCAUCACUGAGCUCAUUCAGCCUUCCUGCAAGAUGAAGAUUGACGUGGAGGGAACGCAGGAAGUGGUGCUUUAUGAUCAGUGCACGCGAGACCUCAGCAAGCUGACAGCGGACAGCUUCACCUCUGUACUCCUGGGCAAGCUGGAGAGCUAUUUCCACCAUGUCUCACUGCUGUCAGGGGGAUUUUCCGCAUUUUCAUCCUGUUUCCCAGGCCUAUGCGAGGGGAAGCCCACCACUCUCCUGCCAAUGAGCAUCUCUCAACCAUGCCUACCAGUCGCCAACAUUGGUCCCACACGAAUCCUUCCUCAUUUGUACUUGGGCUCACAGAAAGAUGUGCUAAAUAAGGACCUCAUGGUACAGAAUGGAAUCACAUAUGUUCUCAAUGCCAGCAACUCUUGUCCCAAGCCAGACUUCAUCUCGGAGAGUCACUUCAUGCGCAUUCCAGUCAAUGACAACUACUGUGAGAAGCUUCUGCCCUGGUUGGAUGAGUCUGUUGAUUUUAUAGACAAAGCAAAGGUCUCCAACUGCCGAGUGCUUGUUCACUGCUUGGCUGGGAUCUCGCGAUCAGCCACGGUUGCCAUUGCCUACAUCAUGAAGAGCAUGGGGCUGUCCUCAGACGAUGCUUACAGGUUCAUCAAGGACCGGAGACCAUCCAUAUCUCCCAACUUCAACUUCAUGGGGCAGCUGCUGGAGUAUGAGAAGAGCCUGAGGCUCCUGAAGGUCCGGUCCCUGGCUCCCCUGAAGCCGCAGGCGGACAAGCCGGAGGAGGAGGCGGACAGGGAGGCGGCCGACGGCGGCAGAGGCGGCUGGGAGAGGACGUGCCCCGGCUUCCCCACCUCCGAGGCGGCAGGGCAGGGCGCGCCAAAGGACGCCAGCCAGCCAGGCGGCGAGGCAGAGAGUGGCGGGAGUGACUGCAAGAACGCCGCGCAUGUCACCCUGCAACAGAGCCUCAACGGGCUGCACCUCUCCACAGAGCAGCGCAUCCAGGACACCAACCGCCUCAAACGCUCCUUCUCGCUGGACAUCAAGUCUUCCUACUCGCCGAGCCCCGCCCCUGGUGGCUGCAAGGCCGCCACGCCGAUGGAUUCCGACGACAUCCCGAAGCUCUGCAAGCUGGAGGUGAGGACGGGCAGCCCCGGCCAGGAGCCGCACAGUCCAAGCCCGGACAGCCCCGGAUCCGACGUCGGCAGCGAGUCGAAAGCCCGGCAGAGGCGCAAACCAAAGCACAACGGCAGCCUCUCAAACUCGUCCAGUUCACCGGUGCACCCUUUGAGCUUGAACUUAACCAGGACAUUCGUACCUUGCCCGGCCCACAAGGGGAACAGUGUGGAGGACAACUUGAAACAGGCGCUGCUGCUGAAUGUUCCCAGUGCCCAGCAGCUCCCCCUGGGUAACAACGGGAUUAACCGGUGGGGGAAACACACAGAACUGGUACAGUCCCCCGCCCCGGCAAACCCCUCCGUCAACUCCCCGUGGUACUUCAGCACAGAGCCACAGUCUGCUCACAAGGGGGGGAGCGCCGGCCUCUUCAGCAGCGCCGCCCCCUCCUACCCGUCCUUUGGCUGCAACCCCGCCACAGCCGGCUGUGAGCAGUAUGGGCCAGUCCGGCUGCGGGAGAAGCAGGCAGAGCAGAGGGACGUCAGGCGGAGCUGGCACGAGGAAGGCGCCAUCGAGAAACAAUUCAAGAGGCGGAGCUGUCAGAUGGAGUUUGAGGACGGCAUGUCGGAGAGCAGGUCGCGGGAGGACCUGGGGAAAAUCGGCAAGCAGUCCAGCUUCUCCGGCAGUAUGGAGAUCAUCGAGGUGUCAUGACACAGCACUGGGAAUGGAUGGUGUAACUGGGUGUAAGGGAGGAUCUGUGGUUAUUUACCGGGCACUGCUAAGGCUCUUUUUGUAAAAGCAAAGUGGAAGCGCGGGUAACUAUUUUCUCUCGUGAUACAGAGAGUGGGGUUGACACAUCACUUGAAAUUUGUCUUGAACGUUUUUAGAGACGCUAAUUUAUUUCUCCACACACAUUCUGGCAAUGGUGAAAAAGAAAAUGUGGGAACUGGCCACCCUGUUUAACGUUGUACAGUGCGGUAUUUAAGUACUUCAAGCAAUACUCAAAAAAAAAAGAAAGUCUGGUUUUAUCUUAUUAGUUAUAUAUUUUGUGUUUCUGUUUCCACAUCGUACCUUGGUCUGCACAGGACUGCUACCUGAGAAGGCCGUUUAUUGCACUUUGUCCUUCCUUGUGUGUGACUGAGCCCGUUGAAAUGCAGACUGCAGCACUAAGGCUGGAAAAGUACCUUCUAUGAGAUAAUCUGUAUGAACCAAUUGCAAAUGGAUGCAGACAUUAAUAUAAUGUAAAUAGUGGUGUAUCUAUUAUUAUGGCUGAUUUAAAUGUUUUUAAAUAGUUUAAAGAUAUCCUGGCUGCUUGAUGCAAAUACCUCAGGUUUGAAUAAACAGAAAAAUUAAAAAGGCUUUUUCUCUUACCACCCUCCCCAUCUUGUUUGUGAAGUGUACACAAGCUUCAGCCACAAUACAAAGGAACAAUCAUCUCAGGUUUUAAAAACGGAUUAACCUAGGCAGAUUCCUGUGAUUUCCAGGAAGGGGGAGAGUCAAGUGCUCGCUCUCACUGGACAUCCAAACUACCUACAGGCCAAACGCUGGUUGCACACAUCCAUUGCAUUCGGUACAAAGGUGCAGCGACCUCAUUGCAUCACACGCCACUGACCACAUGUUGGGAGGCCAAGGUGAGGAGAUCCCAGCGGCAACGGUGCCCUUCCAAGAAGCCGCAUGUUUUACCUGUCCGCCCUGCCCCACUGCUCGUCUCCUUCCCACCUUCUUUGACUCCUGGGCAGGAAAAGCUUGCUGUAAACAUUACAAAGAAACAGAUGGUCUCUGGUCUGGGCUGUCGGCAGGGGAAGCUGGCUGUGUUCCUUUAAAUCACUUCAAACUGAGCAAUGCUGGUCAGAUGCUUGGUGACUGUUUGCUUGAGGCCCGAGAGAUAAACGUUGAUGAAAUAUUUUUUAUCUGUCCCACUCCGUAGAAAAAAGCAUCAUAGUUAUUUAUAUCAUUGACUUUGCUGAUUUGAAAAAUCGAUUGCCUUUCUCUUCAUUUUUGAGUUGUUCUGUAGGUGAGGGUGUGACUGAUGUGGCCAGCAGCCCUAGUUCAUCCCUGAGAAGGCGUGGAUAGACGACUUCUUCCUGAACUGCCGCAGGGUGGCAGUUCUGACACAAAUGAGUAUUUUGCUAGAAACACUUCAGAGGGCAAUUAAAAGUCAGUCACAUCGGUGUGGUACUGGAGGGCACAAAGGCUAGACUGAGCAAGGAAGGACAUUAGUCAGUGAGCUGAGUUUUUAUGGCAUCACAGUCACUUUUCUUACUAAAUUAUUUCCAGAAUUUUUAUAAACUGAACAAGCAGAGUGAGGUUUGAGCCCUCUCCGAAAUUCCCUCAGAUUUCUGCACCUUCUUGUCUUCAGAGCCCAUCAAAGACCCUUCCCUCCGACAUUGCCAUUGUGCCCUUUGAUACCUGUUUAUAGUGCCCAUUGGCCCCCCUGCCCAUUGCACCCUACAGAUCAUUGCCCUCCUACAACCCAGUGCCUCCUACUACCCAUUGCCCCAUCCAACCCACUCUUCCCCUCCACCCCACUCAUCCCCUACAGCCCAUUGCCGUGUAAAAUCCUUGGAGGUCCAUGUAUGAUCCCAUGGAUUUGCUGACUUUCUAAGCAUUAGGGAAGAUGAUUGUAAUCCAGGCCGGAUGAUGAUGAAUUGCACCCCGCCUCCUUUCUUCGGUCGCCACAGUUUGAGGGACACACCUUCCCCUGGCUAUUGUCGGCGUUGCUUCUCCUCUCGUCCCACUCAGAGGGAUAUAUGGGAGGAAGGUGUUAGAUAGUCUUAGGAGUGGUUUGAAGGUCGGCACCAACAUGGUGGGCCGAAUGGACUGCAUUGUGCUGUAUUGUUCUAUGGUUCUACGGUUCACAGUUCUGGUCGGACUCGACAACUUCCUGCCAUACCGUCCAACCACCCCCACCCCCGUGUGGGACAUGCACAUUUCUGGGAUCCAAGCACUGGCUGGGCUGACCUGGAUUUCCUCAGCCACCAGCAGUCAGUCGCGGAACAGCUGCUCUGAUCCAGAGGGAGCUCACAACAAAAUCGGGGAAUGCUGGAAAUACUCGGCAGGUCAGGCAGCAGGUGGAGAGAGAACAAGGGUUCAUGAGACUGGUGGAUGAUCUUUCACUGGAGAUGUUCUGAUAAAAGGCCAUCGACCUGAAUCAUUCUCUCUCCGCAGCCGCUGUCAGACUGGCUGAGUGUUUCUAGCAUGUUUCUGUGUUUAUUUCAGACAUCCAGCACCUGCAGGAUUUUGCUUUUUGACCACAAUGGAAUCAGAUGGAUUUCCAGUGGCACCCAGUUGUGAUCUGACUGAUGUGAUGUUUAGAACAUUUACCUGAAUGCUUCAGACCAAGCAGACACUACAAUAGUACCACGGCAACACAGAGUGCGGACUAACCCAGACCCGCUUGGCUCGACCUGCACCAGUUACAGGUCGUAGGGGAAGCAGGGGUUGAGGGCGGAGAGGAUGAGAGUCAAUCCGAGAUAGCCCCGGAGUGCUUCCUGCUGGCAAGCUGGUGAAACUCUGGGAGUGGGAAUUUCCAGAUGUCAGGGCCAGGAAGAAGCAGAAAAUUUCAUACAUGUGAUAAAGUGACAACUGGUACACCCCACAGAGCUUAUUCAUCCCAGCAAGCACCAACAUGCACCUACAAUUAAGGCUGAUACUGCAGUGGUUAGACAAUGGCCCACCAAUAGAUCUUGCUGCUUCGCACUGCUGAAGCUUGGCAAACAGAUAUCCAGUAUGGUUGGACACAACCCUUCAACCCCACUUUUUUUCCCUGCUGUUAAACAUCACCACACAAGGCACAGUAGAGCCACUACUUCACAGCGCCAGCGACCCAGGUUUAAUCCUGACCUGGGCUGCCGUCUGUGUGGAGUUUGCAAGUUCUCCCUGUGACCACAGGGGUGUCCUCCAGGUGCUCCGGUUUUCCUCCCACAUCCCAAAAAAACACAGGUUAAUCGGUCACUGUAGAUUGCCCCUGGUAUGUAGAAUCUGUGUGAGGUGGAUAGGAAUGUGAGAAAAUGAAAUGGAAUCGUUAGAUGGGUGUUCGAUGGCGAAUGUAGACUUGCUGAGGUGAAGAUCUUGUCUCUGUGCUGUCUGAUCCUAUCAAUGACCCUAUAAGGAGAGUCAUGUUUAUGGGUUCUGUUAGUAAACAGCAACACUCUGUAUUCUAUCCACCAUUACAAAAGUGUCCUUUCUACAUUGUGUUGGAAAUAGGCCAAGCAAAGUAUUCAAAGAACCAUUAUACUGGUCCACCUUCUAGCAUUCCCACCUGAUCUAUUGUGGGUGCUCAGGGCACCAAGCACUACAGUAACAGGAGUAGGCCACUGGCCCAUCAAGGUUAUUGCUCAGAAGUAAAGUUUGUUCAUUUCUACCAAAGAGUUUUAUGUUGUUUCUGAGGUGCUGGGUUUUCAGGGCAUUUCUUGUGUACCAAGGAGACAACGUGCAUUCUAAGUGAGCCUCACUAAAGAGGUCCAGUGAUUCUUGGAUCAGGUUGUCUCAUUGUGUAGAGCACCUGCUCCUUCACCAGGAGCCCCAAGCUGGAGUCAGGCUGGGAAACCAGUCAGUGCUGGGACCUGACAGCCGUCAAAAACUAUCAGAGGACUUGCAGCACCUCAGGACUCCUGAAUAGUUGCAACAGAAAGGGCUUAAAAUUGUACCCCCCCCCCCUCACCACCCACCCUUACUGGAUCCUCAGUGGUAGGGAAAUAGCAAUGUUAAUAUAGCCCACAGUCUAAUUAUACUGUAGAACAGAUUUGCAGGCCAGCUGUGGGGCAAGAGAAUGGGGUUAAAAAAUGCUAUUAAAUACCUGCCCUCUCUUUCUCAUUGGAAAAUCCCUGUGCAAAGUGAGAAACAAUCACAGUUGCACGGUUCCCUUUGACUUGGACCUGGUAACUGAACUUUUUCUGAUCAAAUCAGAGCAGUAACCCUGUUUUCUUAAAGUACUGAUUAUUUAACCUGCAGUAGAUCAUUAAAUAGGCCUUUCUCAACAAACCUCAAAAUGAUCCACAUUUGAAAGGGUUACUGGUGAAUAGGUUCAGUCAUUGAGGAGGGGCCAUAAUUUAAGAUUAUUAAUAAAAGUAUAAAGGAAAAACUUCGGAGGAUUUUCAUUUGAAGGCCCACCAUGGAUUUUGCCACAAUUUACAGGAAAUAGAAAGGGAAACUUUUAUCUCGAUUGGGAUGUUACUCCUUUAACUCUUGAGAAUGUGUAGCUUUGUUGCCAAUCUAGGAAACGUACUGUUUUCUUCUAAAUAAUCCUGAUUAUAUCUCUCCUUUUGGAAUUUAUUUAUUUAUCCUCUGGCCAAUUCAAGGGCAUCUCUGUUUUCUAGGUUAAACCUCCCAUUUUGUCAGUGUUGCAGAGUGGAACGUUCAGUCCAAUGUAAAGCCACUUCUGAAUCCUCGAUGGGAUUUCUUGCUCUCUGCACCCUGCCAGUCCUUGUCCAUGAAAAGGGGUAUCAGUCACAGCAGGCAACCAGAUCGUUUUCAGCGACAGGGUCGCUUUGAGUGACUGCUGAUGUCUUCUGCUGUUGGGGAAAGAAUGCCCUCUUUGGUUUGAACCUCGUCCUCAGCUGCACCUAACCCCCUCUGCUCGUUCAUAAGUUCCCUAAACAAAUGUCAAUGGCAGUUUCACGGUCACCAUCCCCUCCUGCCCACCAUCCCACAAGCAUAACUGGCUUAUAUUUACAUGCACCGACUUCCUCUCAUAAUAAGCUAUAAACGGAGAUACGAAUCAGAAAUAUAAAUAGUGUAGAUUAAAUAUUUAUUAUAAUUGACAUUUGAUGCUUUUCCUUUGUUUGUCCCUUUUUGUUUUGACCUUAGUUCAACCCAGGCUAUUUAUUAUAUUCCUUAUUUUGGUCUGUUUGUUGUGUGUUGUAGCCUUUAUCUCGUGUAGUUGAUGCAUCAUUUUUGCCGGUCUUUUACAUUGUGAAGUAUUUUGGAUAUUGUUACCAAGUGUAAUGAAGAAACUUCAAUUUCUGUUACUAGCCCUAUUUAUUGAAUGCUGUAUUAUGGUGCUUUUUUGUAAUUGGAACAGUGGUGUAAUAAAUAAAUGGAUAGACAUUUUAA